AUGGAAAAUAAAUUAAAUGUAACAUUCAUAACUCUUGGUGGAUACGUGGAAAUGGAGAAAUACAGAUAUGUUUAUUUUGUGAUUUUAUUCAUAGUAUAUAUUCUCAUAAUAUGCAGUAAUUAUGUUAUUGUGUAUCUUAUCUGGAUUCACCAAAACCUCCAUGAACCCAUGUACAUUUUCAUUGCAGCUUUGCUACUGAACUCUGUUCUUUUCAGCACGACUGUGUACCCAAAGCUUCUGACUGAUAUUUUAUCUGAUAAACUGAGGAUUUCAUAUCCUGCCUGUCUGUUUCAGUUUCACAUAUUUUACUCUUUAGGAGGUUCAGAGUUUUUACUGUUGGCAGCCAUGUCUUAUGACAGAUAUGUGUCUAUAUGUAAACCUCUACAAUAUCCAACCAUCAUGACAAAAACAACUGUUAAUUUGUUCUUAGUUUCAGCUUGGAUUCUGCCAGCCCCACAAAUGGCUGUUGCAACAAGUUUGAGUGCUCAUAAAAAACUCUGCAGGUUUACUUCAGAAGGAGUUUUUUGUGAUAAUACAAUUUAUAAACUUCAAUGUGUGGAAAGAAAAGCAGACAUUAUAUUUGAUAUGAUAGUUUUGCUGAAUGUUGCAGUUGUCCCUGUGCUUUUCAUACUUUUCACAUACACCAGGAUAUUUUUAAUAACCUAUCGAAGUGGCAGAGAAGUCAGAAAAAAAGCUGCACAGACAUGUUUACCUCACCUCAUAGUUUUAGUCAACUUCUGCUGUUUGUGCUCGUAUGAUGUCCUUACAGCUCAGCUGAAUUUGGACUUUCCAAAAACUAUAAGAUUAAUAAUGUCAUUACAGAUAGUAAUGUAUCACCCUCUCUUUAAUCCUAUCAUGUACGGACUACAAAUGAAAGAAAUUUAUAAACACCUGAAGAAGCUGUUUGGAAAAACACAGUAAUGUAUUGUUCUAACUGUUGUGCUUU
Molecule: messenger RNA, 946 nt
Organism: Centropristis striata (black sea bass)
Lineage: Eukaryota; Metazoa; Chordata; Actinopteri; Perciformes; Serranidae
Product: olfactory receptor 6N2-like
Exons: 1
Coding region: 1-921 (306 amino acids)
Biological process (GO): G protein-coupled receptor signaling pathway
Cellular component (GO): membrane
Molecular function (GO): G protein-coupled receptor activity; olfactory receptor activity
Source: RefSeq, a predicted model, not a curated record